UGCGUGAUGUCACAGGGGGGCGGGGCUUCACGCUGCCUCUUAAGCUCAGAGCACCGUCUCUGGUGCUGUUGACGGGGAGCAUCUCAGUCCUGCGUCAUCGAGGAGGCAUCCGCCACGGAGAAGAACAACAAAGAUGUUCGGCAACUGCGACCAAUCAAAAGGGUCUGUGCACCCCUCUGGCUACGACCUGGGCCCCAGAGACCAGGACCGCCACGGAGACGAUGAUAAAGACCGCCGUGGGGGGGGGCGCCGUGACGACCGCCAAGGAGAUGAUGAUAAAGACCGCCGUGGGGGGGGGCGCCGUGACGACUGCCAAGGAGAUGAUGAUAAAGACCGCCGUGGGGGGGGGCGCCGUGACGACUGCCAAGGAGAUGAUGAUAAAGACCGCCGUGGAGGGGGGCGCCGUGACGACUGCCAAGGAGAUGAUGGUAAAGACCGCCGUGGGGGGGGUCGCCGUGACGACUGCCAAGGAGAUGAUGGUAAAGACCGCCGUGGGGGGGGGCGCCGUGACGACUGCCAAGGAGAUGAUGAUAAAGACCGCCAUGGGGGGAGACGCCGUGACGACUGCCAAGGAGAUGAUGGUAAAGACCGCCGUGGGGGGGGUCGCCGUGACGACUGCCAAGGAGAUGAUGGUAAAGACCGCCGUGGGGGGGGUCGCCGUGACGACCGCCAUGGAGAUGAUGAUAAAGACCGCCAUGGAGGAGGUGGCCGUGACGACUGCCAUGGAGAUGGCGGUAGAGGCCGUAAUAAAAGCCCUCGUCGUCGUGACCACAGCGGCGGCAGCGGCAGCUGCAGCGGCAGCAGUCGCGACAGCCACAGCAGCAGCGACGGGGAAGGCGGCCGUCGUAGAAGACAUCGCAGGCACGGGAGAGGUCACGGGAAAGGUCACGGGAAAGGCCACGGUGGGCAGGACUGCCAUGGAGAUGGCGGCCAUGGGGGAGGUCGCCACAGAGGUGAUCGCGAGGGCCGUAAUAAAAGCCCUCGUCGCCGUGACCACAGCGGCGGUAGCGGCAGCUGCAGCGGCAGCAGCCGCGACAGCCACAGCAGCAGCGACGGGGAAGGCGGCCGUCGUAGAACACAUCGCAGGCACGGGAGAGGUCACGGGAAAGGUCACGGGAAAGGCCACGGGAAAGGUCACGGCCACGGCCACGGUGGGCACUGCUGAACACAGGCAGCAGACCGACGGCGCCCAGCGGAGCGCAGCCGGCCGCCGGGGAAAGAAAACGGCCAACGAUGUUUUUCUCUCAUGGAAUAAAAGCUUCUGACAAACA
This is a messenger RNA of Pseudoliparis swirei, 1271 nucleotides long. Its product is annotated as antifreeze protein Maxi-like. The transcript has 4 exons. Lineage: Eukaryota; Metazoa; Chordata; Actinopteri; Perciformes; Liparidae. The coding region runs from base 222 to 1265 and encodes 347 amino acids. The record is from RefSeq and is a predicted model, not a curated record.